Messenger RNA from Pecten maximus, 10924 nucleotides. RefSeq names its product eukaryotic translation initiation factor 4E type 3-like. The record is from RefSeq and is a predicted model, not a curated record. Gene Ontology annotation, molecular function: translation initiation factor activity; RNA 7-methylguanosine cap binding. Bases 13 to 669 code for a protein of 218 amino acids. Gene Ontology annotation, biological process: translational initiation. The transcript is spliced from 8 exons. Gene Ontology annotation, cellular component: eukaryotic translation initiation factor 4F complex. NCBI's taxonomy places the organism in Eukaryota, Metazoa, Mollusca, Bivalvia, Pectinida, Pectinidae.
CAAUGGUCUACCAUGGCGGCCUCCAGUGUUUCCGAGAUAGGGUGUAUAAAUGCUACUGAUUCCAGAAUGACCGGCAGUCCACAGCUUCCUCGCUCAAAAAUUAGUGAAAUCCAUUCUUCAGAGCAGACAGGCGUGCCUUUGAACACUCCAUGGACAUUCUGGCUUGAUAAGUCUAUCCCAGGAACUUCAGCUGCACAGUACGAGGCAACACUGAGGAAACUCUAUACUGUUAAUACAGUGCAGGGAUUCUGGGCUGUCUAUAACAACAUCCCAGGAGUGGAUAUGAUUAAUGUGAGAUAUACCUACCAUCUGAUGCGGGAUGAACGCAGACCCUUAUGGGAAGAUGUAAAUAAUUGCCAAGGUGGGAACUGGAGACUGAAGUGUAAUAAAUUUGAUUCACCUACAGUAUGGAAGGAACUGUUACUAGCAGCCAUUGGAGAACAGUUAUCUGAUAAUAUGGCUGACGGAGACGAGGUGGGAGGACUGAGUAUCAGUGUAAGAGAGAGAGAUGACAUUAUACAGAUCUGGAAUAAACGGUCAAACCUCCAUGAACAGUCCACCAUUAUACCCAAGGUGAAGGAGCUCCUUCCCAAAGUCAAUUUUACAGCUGUCUUCUACAAAGCUUUCCAAACACACCAGGCAUUUGAAGGAGAAAAAAGACUACCCUGAACUCCAUGGUUACGCAUACCCAAUGGAUGAAUACAUCAUUUGUAUAAGCUGGAAUUUGGUGACAGCCAGAGGCAGGUCUUCUGUUGGUGCUUCCUUUGAAAAGGCUGGGAUUGGAAUAUAAGGACCCAGUCCACUACCCUGACCUGUGUUAUAUAUUGAGGAUGCUGAUGUGUGUGAUCAUUAUAACAUGUAUUAGGUUUUAAGACACCAUGUUUAUAUUAUGUAAUACAAAGUGUCAGUUUUAUCAAUUGUUUUGACACAUAUAAAAUUAUCUAAAUCUUGUUCCCACUACACUUAUAAUAACAAUAAACUAGUCUACUAGCCUCUGCGUGUUCUACAAAUGGAAAGGUAUGCGAGAAAUUCUAAUGCAUUAUGUUAAGAACAAUUGAAAAGUCCUACUUUUGGAGUAAAUUUAAAAUCUGUAACUAACUGGUACAUAGAGAAUGAUUAGAACACUUCCAUGUGAUUUAAAGGAUUGGUUUUCCCCAGGAUUUUACCUGAUACAAAUUUCCUCGGUUAAAACAUUUCUGUUGUGAAAUUGUAAUUGGGACAUCUAUGGUUAGUUAAAGACAUUAGAAAGCAUAUAUUGUAAUUGGGACAUCUAUGGUUAGUUAAAGACAUUAGAAAGCAUAUAUUGUAAUUGGGACAUCUAUGGUUAGUUAAAGACAUUAGAAAGCAUAUAUUGUAAUUGGGACAUCUAUGGUUAGUUAAAGACAUUAGAAAGCAUAUAUUGUAAUUGGGACAUCUAUGUUUAGUUAAAGACAUUAGAAAGCAUAUAUUGUAAUUGGGAUAUCUUUGGUUAGUUAAAGACAUUAGAAAGCAUAUAUACAUGUAUUAAGAAAUAGCAUGUAAGAUUGAAAAAAUACAAUGUAAAUCACAGGAAUCCUUAUACAGUGUAUUAUCACCUGGUCAUGUUAGUCUUGUUUGUAUAAUUCUCCUUGUGGGAAACAAUGUGUGUAGAGAAUUGUGAUACUGUGAAAAUACAAUAUCCUAAUAUAAGUCAUAUUAUGUCUGUACACCAGACACUGUCAUAUAUUGGAAAACAGAGGGUUUGAGUGAUAGGUUACUGUUGUUUCCAGUCUAAGCUUGAAUACUGGACUCUUAUUAAUAUUGUUUGAAUACUGUGUUUAUGUUGUAAUACACUAUACUCAAACAGGUUGUAAUGAAUUUGUGGGAAUAUAUAGAGUAUGUUUGUUAUCUGUGAUAUUUGUAAUGCUGUAGUAUAAUGAACAUUUAGAUUUUAUCAUAAACAUAUGUUUUGAUUUUAAGUUUUGCUUUCAUUAAACAUUAUUAGAUAUGAUUACAUGUAUAUCAGUCUGUUAAAGUACAUACUUUGCUGUAAAAUACAAUUUAUUCUAGCUGAAAACUUUUCUACAUCGAGAAAACCCUUUUGCUUUAAAGAUUGUAUGAGUAUUGUUAAAUCCAUUAGAUGUAUUACAACUGUUGUUUGAUCGCUGACUGUGGAACCAGAUUGAUCAGGACACUGUUGGUUAUAGAGAAAACGCCCAGAUGUUGUAAAGGAAUGAAGACCUUUACUAUGUUUUAAAGGUAAUGCAUUGUUAAAGUGAAAGUAUAAGGAAACAAGACAUCUCUCAGUGACUCAUAGGAUUGUACACUCCUCCACCCGAGCUGUUUCUCAGUACAGAUUUCAGCAACGUAACAGUGAUACAAAACUGCAUCGGAUACAGUUCUAUUGUUAUAUAACUUUUGUCUUUGUCGUCAGUAUUUCUAAUAAUAAAUCCAAUUACUUUUGUUGUGGAAUCCCGUUCCCAUGCAACAGUGUCCCGAUUUCAAUUUCAUUUUCUUCUUCUCUACAUAUUGUGAAUAAUUUAUCACUUGAUAGCUCUGAAAAUAUGAAAGUGCUCCCCAUAAACUCAUUCUCUGACUCAUCAUGAAAUCCUGCUUUUAAGUUUCUCUUAAGCCAACCUGUCUUACUAAAACAACUUAUUUUUAUAUAGAAAUCCUAUGUAUAUUUAUAUAUAUAUAAAAAUUAAACAUUUAACCGUAACCUUGACCUUUACACAUUUAACCUAACCCCCAACCCCACACUUUUAACCUAAUUCCCACCGCCACAGAUUUAACCUCCCCCCCCCCCUCCCUCCCGAUUUAAACCUACACCCACCAUAUCAUUCAUUAUCAGACAUAUCCAUUGACCAAUGUGAAGUGUUUGUUAUGUCUUGUAUACAGCUUGGAAGGUAAUCAUGGGUGUUUAUUCUGUACAUUUCAUAUCUAUGCAUUCCUUGCCUUCAGUAGAAUCAUUCCUGCAUUUGAUUACAAAUAGAAAUGUUCAGGUACAUAUAGCCCUGGUGUCAUUAUCUGUAUUACAUCAACAUGUACAUAGUUACACCUGUACAAUAGUUACACAUGUACAAUAGUUACACCUGUACAAUAGUUACACCUGUACAAUAGUCACACCUGUAAAAUAGUCACACCUGUACAAUAGUUACACCUGUACAAUAGUUACACCUGUACAAUGGUUACACCUGUAAAAUAGUUACACCUGUACAAUAUUUACACCUGUACAAUGGUUACACCUGUAAAAUAGUUACACCUGGACAAUAGUUACACCUGUACAAUAGUUACACCUGUACAAUAGUCACACCCGUACAAUAGUUACACCUGUACAGUAGUUACACCUGUACAAUAGGUACACCUGUAAAAUAGUUACACCUGUACAAUAGGUACACCUAUACAGUAGUUACACCUGUACAGUAUUUACACAUGUACAAUAGUUACACCUGUACAAUAGGUACACCUAUACAAUAGUUACACCUGUACAACAAUGAAUACUUAGGUCAUUAUCUCUAUCACAUCAACAGGUACAUAGUUAUACCUGUACAAUAGUUAUACCUGUACAACAAUGACUACUUAGAUUAAUACAGUACAAAGGUAGAUAUUAUUUUUAUAUACAGGUUACAGUAAUGAUUGGCAGACAUUUGAUUGGUUGUAUUUAUAAAACUAGCUAGAUUUGUACUGCAGGGUUGAGUUACUGAAAGUGUACUUAAAGACAACUGUAUAACUAUACCUCAUAACCACCUAGUAAUAAAAGAGCCAGUAUCCAAGUCAAAAUAAAGGGCAGUAACUCCUUUGAUCUAGUCAUGUUUAGGUUACCUGUCUCUUUUUGGAGUAAAUUAAAUUGUUUCAGGAGAUAUCUCUUUCACACUCAAAGGGAUAAGUGAGAUUGUUUUGGUAGUCUAUCCUGGGUAAAAUAUAUCAACAUUUAGUUUUCCUUCACUUAGGGGUAAAAAUCCAUCCUACAGAUGUAGGUCUCAUUGCCCGAACAACAUAAAACAAUGUCAGUCUUCAAUUCCGGUUAAAAUGUGGUUAAAACAUUUUCCAUUAUUUUAGCGAAGUAGUCCAUUGCCACACAAAUUAUAUCUCUUACAAAUUUAAAAAAGGUUGAGACAUAACCCAACCAGUAUAAUGUAUUUACCAGUGUGUUGAUAUUUUCUGCCUUGUCCCCUCUAAAAAUGGAUGUUUUAUGCCAACUUGCCUGCUAGAAUUUUACCCCACCUAAUCAUCAAUAUAACCAGAGAGUACUGGCUGUGUUACCAGCUCUGACUGAUAAGAGUUAUUUCCCUUUAGUCUGGUGGCAGCUUCACACUCUUUGGAAGAUUGAGAAAACAAGCCCCAGUCUGGACAGGGUGUUUAUUAUUUGUAGCCAAAACAGAAGACAAAUUUGCUUCUAUGACAGAUAUUUCUGCAUUAAUAGUUAUUCCUCCAAAAAAGUUAAUGAUUCUUAAUCUUACGAUGGUAUUUUUGAUAGUUGAUAUGAUGGUGUAUCUUAGGAAUGAUGAGUGACUCUAAGAAUACAAGUACAGUUAGCAUAAUUUAAAUUGAAUUGUUUUAUUUUCUCAUGUGUAAAGUGUUGAUAAAUAUUAUAAAAAUUACAUUGUAUGUUUAGCUAUGUGUUUUAUAAUGAUAUAAAUAUUAAAUGUUAUUAUUGAAAUGUUUGUAACCAGAGCACAACUGUGAAAUCACUGAUUUUAUUGUAAGCUUUUUGGAGCUGUGUUGGAGUAUGUUUGUUUGAUUUGAAAGUAUUCUGAAUUUCAAAAUAUGACAUGGAAGAAAGGCAUGAUUUGGUAAAAAUGUACAGAUGCAUUUUGUGGUGUGUCAGUUUUUGUGAGUUUGAGCUACGAGCUGAAGCAGGGUUUGGGGUAUGGUAAGUAGGUUUAUAUUUGGGUAUCUAUAUCCAUAUAUGUUUUGAAAGCAAAUUACCAGUAAGUAAAUUACCAGUAAGCAAUUUAUUGGUAAGCAGAGAUUAGACUAUCACAUACAUUUGUAUUAACCGUUUUUAAGAUUUUAACCUUUUACUCUGUGACCCUUUCAUGACCAGUAUUUUUAGCUUCCCUGGUCCGAAGGACCAAGGUGAGCUUAUGCCAUACCCUAGUGUCUGUCGUUUGUCAAUCUGUCUUUUGUCAUCCGUAUGUGAACAAUUCCUUCAAAUGACAUCUUUUCGUUAAUCAAUGACUGUUUUUAAUCUAAUCUGACAAUAAGCAUCGCUGGUGGUGGGGCGGGGCAGGGCCAUAAGGGGGCAAUUUGGCUAAAUUCCUAUUAACAACUUCUCAAGAAUAAUGCACUGGACAUCACUGAUUUGUUAGUGAAAGCAUUCCUAGCGGAGGUGGGGGUGAUUCAAAAUUGUACAAAUGAUAGGGUUGAUCCUCCAGUGGACUGAGGGGAGGGAGUCAAUUAGAGAAAAUAUAGCAAAUUCUUCAAAAGUCUUCUCAUUCGGUCCUACAUGUAAGUAUGCUUUAGUGAAGGGGAACCCAUUUUGUGUAUACAAUGAGGCUGGGUCCCCCAAUGAUCUUAAGGGUGGGGCCCAACUGGGGAAAUAUUGCAAAUUCUUCAAUUAUUCUUUUUUCUGUUUCAAUAGCAGAAUUCUGUUCAAACUCAGUCUGUACCAUCCUUGGGUUAAAUCAAUUUCAUAUAUAAAUGGUGAAUCCCUAAGGGUUGGGGCCAAAUCAUGGAAAUUCAACUUAUUCUUUAAAAUUUCUGCCUUUUUAUUUUUUCAGGAAAUGACUGGAUUUGGUCUUAACUUAAGGUCCCCAUAUCAGAGAUACAGAUGCCUUUCAUAGCAAUAACUCUGUCUGUCCGUAGGUCUGCCUUUUCAUUCACAGAUUGUGUGGCUGUUUUAGUACCUGUAUUUCUUGAUCAAUUUAUGCAAAAUUUGGUCAAGAUGUUAAGUUCACAGAAAUACACACUAAGGUCAAAAUUAAGGUCAAAAGUCAAGGUGAUUAUGUCAAAAGCUCAAGAUCAACUUUUGCAUCUUUUCGCUGAUGAAUAUUUUGCUGGUCAGAACUAAAAAGGAGUCAAAUGACCAAAGAUCAAGGUCAUUGGGUCAAAGGUCAAGAUCCUUUGGGUCCAAAAAAUGUGUUUUGCCAUAAUAACUGAAGUAUCCAGGUGAGCAAUACAGGCCCUCUAGCCUCUUGUUUGGAUUACCUGAAAUGUGAUACCAGGUGAAUGAUGCAGGCCCAUUGAGCAUCUUGUGUAUGUAUAUCUGUGAGUUUCCUACAUUGUUUUACUUUUACUUUGUUAUCUUGCUUGAUGUAUGUUUUCAUUUUUGCAAUGUUAUGCUAUUUACAAGGUUUUUAUGCAAGCUAAUUAAGUUAUGUCUUGCUAUAUUUUGUAAUACAAUCUAAGUGAAUGUUCUGGAUACAGAGAAGAAGUAAAUUGACAAUGUUUCCAUUUAUCAUAAGCUUUCUGCUCCACAUCGGAUCAGUUUGCCCUUGUCAUUUGUCUAACAUGUUUCAUUUUGUUCUAUUUGGCAAAAAUAUUUGACUGGCUGGUGAUGUUUGAAUAUCCAGAAUAAAGGUGGAGGUUAAUAUAGAAAUAACUCCAAAUAACCUCAAGGUCAAUAGAAUUCAUUUUUUCAUUACUUUUAAUGUGCUUGAAUUUUCAAUUAAAUAUCACUUGUUUUUCUUCUGUGAGAUGACGAGGUCACCAGUCUAAGAUGACAAGGUCACCAAUCUUAAGAUGUCAAGAUACUGGCCUUAAAUGUCAAGGUCACUGGCCAAAAGUGACAAGGUCACUAGCCAAAGAUGACAAGGUCAAUGGCCAAAAAUGACAAGGUCACCAGACAGUCCAAAUGAUGUGGUCACUACUAUAAGUCAAGACGGCUUACAUUUUGUUAUUGAAAUUUUCCAGUUUUGUAUUAAGGAUUUCAUCCAGUGUUAGGGGUUUUGUUAGUUUUGUUUCUAGCUCUAUUCUAGAGGUAUGUAGUUGAAUAUGUUUGUGGAUUAUUGAGAUCACUAGAUACAAUAUGCCAAACUAAGUCUAUAGUUUCAGGAUUUCUGCUCUUUUUGUCUUGUUGAAACCAGACUUAAGGAGUACAAUUUUAUAUUUUUUGUUCUCUUUUUAUAUCAUAUUGGUUUUAUAAAUUUGAUAAAACAGUAUUGUUAGUUUAAAAGACUUGUAAUUGAUUUUGUAUUGAUGUUUUUUAAUUGUUGUAGUUAAGUUUUAAUGUUCAUUUAAUAGAAAUCCAUUGAUGAUACCAUAUGUGUAUGUGUAUAGAAUUAAUGUGUUUUGGUGGUGCUUCUAAAUGUUGGUUUACAUGUAUGUUUAAUAGAACACAAGUUUAAGUCUAUCUGUAUGGUGUUAAUUUUCAAAAAUUAAUCAACUUUCCCGUACUUCUUAUUAAUGGGAUGAUAAUGUACAGGUACGUCUUAUUAAUGCGAUGAUAAUGUACAGGUACGUCUUAUUAAUGGGAUGAUAAUGUACAGGUAAGUCUUAUUAAUGGGAUGAUAAUGUACAGGUACGUCUUAUUAAUGGGAUGAUAAUGUACAGGUACGUCUUAUUAAUGGGAUAUAAUGUACAGGUACAUCUUAUUAAUGGGAUGAUAAUGUACAGGUACGUCUUAUUAAUGGGAUGAUAAUGUACAGGUACGUCUUAUUAAUGGGAUAUAAUGUACAGGUACGUCUUAUUAAUGGGAUAUAAUGUACAGGUAUGUCUUAUUAAUGGGAUGAUAAUGUACAGGUACGUCUUAUUAAUGGGAUGAUAAUGUACAGGUACGUCUUAUUAAUGGGACGAUAAUGUACAGGUACGUCUUAUUAAUGGGAUGAUAAUGUACAGGUACGUCUUAUUAAUGGGAUGAUAAGGUACAGGUACGUCUUAUUACUGUGGUGAUCAUCUACAGGUACAUGUAUAUGUAUGUCAAGAUUAAUCAAGUGUAACAACUUGGUGAAAUGUUCCACAAUCAAUAUAUUAAUUGAGAAAUAAUUAAGUAAAAAAAACAAAUAUUUAGUUUUAUUUUAUGUGAAGAGUGAAUCUGUAUAAUGGGGGGGGCUUAUGUACUGUAUAUACCAGGUAUGUGAUUUAUAUGUAUUGAUACUUUUGAUAUUACUGACAAUUAAUUUGAAUAUAGCUAAACCGAAUAUUUUUGUUUGCAUAUAUCCUUAACCAGGAAGUCGAACAUUUAUCCUCUUAAGAUGUAAAAAAAAACCUCUCGAUUAAAUAGAAAUUAGGGUAAUGUACCACAUGUAAUUAAAACAAGUACAUUGCAAAUAAGUAAAUUAUUUGUACAUUGAGCUAACAUAGAUUUUUUGUAAUACAAAAACAAUAUUGGAUAUUUGUGUAGAUGUUUUCUAAUGAAAUAAAAACAAAUGUCUGUAAAAUUUUAGUCUGACAUUUCUGUUAAGUUUUAGUCGAACAUCAGAGGUAUAAUUAACAGUUAGGAUGCAGCAGUUACAUACUGUCAUGCUUCUCAAAGUAGAAUUCUACUGUGUUUUAUCAAAUAUUUUACAGGUUUUAGUUUAGAAUUGAUUCAAAGUUAAACUACAUAGAACUGUACAUACAUUCUCCGCAAAGUUAAACUACUUAGAACUGUACAUUCUCCUUUACACGUAAUCAUCCUUGUUUCUGUGUUGUAUAUAUAAAAUGGGGAAAGCCAUCUUCAUCAUCAUGUUAUUUUGAAAGGGUUCUUGAUUUUUUGCUGUUUUUAAAAUGGUGAAAUAUUAAAUAAAGAAAUUAUAAUUUGUUUUUGAUCUAUGUGAAAAAAUACCUUAAUUCUUUUUGCAAAACAAAAAAUAAAUUUUCACUGUUGUCAAAAAUAUUGUAAUUACAAAACACUGCUGUGUAAUUUUGCGAAAUCGAUAGGGACAAAUUAAAGUUACAUUUAACUAUUGAUUUUCUAAGGAAAUGUGAGGACAAUUAUCUGCAGUUUUGAUAAUGGAAAAUUGCUUCUGCAUUUGUAACAUGCUCCCCAUUUGUUUUUUGUUUUUUUUUUUGUUUUUUUUUUUUGUUUUUUGUUUUUAUUUUGUUCUUGUUUUGUUUUUUGUUUUUCGCUCACCAUGAUCAGAUGGUGGACAUUUUAAAUUGCCCUGUGUUCGUGGCCCAUGGUCUGUCCAUCUUAAUAAUCCUUACUGGUAUUUCUUGAAAAAUACUUGAUCUUGGCUUUUGACAGUUGACAAUUUCUUUAAAAGCACUUUAUGGAUUUCUCUGGAACUUCACAUGUAGUUUUCCUAUGGAUAUCUCUGGAACUUCACAUGUAGGUUUCCUAUGGAUAUCUCUGGAACUUCACAUGUAGGUUUCCUAUGGAUAUCUCUGGAACUUCACAUGUAGGUUUCCUAUGGAUAUCUCUGGAACUUCACAUGUAGGUUUCCUAUGGAUAUCUCUGGAACUUCACAUGUAGGUUUCCUAUGGAUAUCUCUGGAACUUCACAUGUAGUUUUCCUAUGGAUAUCAAUGUUCUGAAACUUCACAUGUAGUUUUCCUAUGGAUAUCAAUGUUCUGAAACUUCACAUGUAGUUUUCCUAUGGAUAUCUCUGGAACUUCACAUGUAGGUUUCCUAUGGAUAUCUCUGGAACUUCACAUGUAGUUUUCCUAUGGAUAUCAAUGUUCUGAAACUUCACAUGUAGUUUUCCUAUGGAUAUCUCUGGAACUUCACAUGUAGGUUUCCUAUGGAUAUCAAUGUUCUGAAACUUCACAUGUAGUUUUCCUAUGGAUUUCUCUGAAACUUCACAUGUAGGUUUCCUAUGGAUAUCUCUGAAACUUCACAUGUAGGUUUCCUAUGGAUAUCUCUGGAACUUCACAUGUAGGUUUCCUAUGGAUAUCUCUGGAACUUCACAUGUAGGUUUCCUAUGGAUAUCUCUGAAACUUCACAUGUAGUUUUCCUAUGGAUAUCAAUGUUCUGAAACUUCACAUGUAGGUUUCCUAUGGAUAUCUCUGGAACUUCACAUGUAGGUUUCCUAUGGAUAUCUCUGAAACUUCACAUGUAGUUUUCCUAUGGAUAUCUCUGAAACUUCACAUGUAGGUUUCCUAUGGAUAUCUCUGAAACUUCACAUGUAGGUUUCCCUUGGUCCCUAGUUGUGUCAAUUUUUGUUUUUAUAGUGUGAUUAAGAAAAACAAAAUGGCUGACAGGUGACCAUCUUGUAUUUUGAGAAUUGAAAUUUGUUAUCGCUAUUUCUUGAAACUGGAAGGAUAUUUCUUAAACUUCACAUGUAGGCCCCUUGGUCCCUAGUGCUCAAUCAAAUUUGAUUCUAAUCAGGAAAAGAAAAUGGCUGACAGACAUCCAUCUUGGAUUUUGACAAUUUUAGAUUGUUAUCUAUAUUUCUUGGAAAGUUCUUCUUGGAUCUUUCUUAGAUCUCAUGUGAAGGUUUUCCUUGAUUUCAGAUUGUUAGGAGGAAAGAAGGGGAAAAGCAUAGACAAAAGAACAUAGAACCAAUAAAGAUAAUUAAAUGUUGGGUGACAAGAUCCUCUUGGAUCUCUUUUUUUGUUAAAUAAUGAAAAGCUUUAUCAUGGGGAAAACUCAAAGUUCUGAUGUACAGGUGUUAUAGGUAAUUAUAUAUACUUAUAUGUUGAUACUCUAUACCAAAUAACAAAUGUUUGUGUAAUAGUAAAUAUAUAGUUUUACUCAUACUUGACUAAUUUCUCAAUAAUCAAUUGUCAUUUUAACACUAUCAUCAAAUUAAAAAUUCUUGGAAACAACUACACAUGUAUGUAUAAGUACUAAAACUUAGAGUUUGUAUGGACAAUAGUAUAGUUUGUAUGGACAAUAGUAUAGUUUGUAUGGACAAUAGUAUAGUUUGUAUGGACAAUAGUUUGUAUGGUAAUAUUUCCAUCUGCUCUGCUUUGUCAUCAUACGACCUUCUCACAUAAAUGAUUCCCAUUGGUGACAAUGUUCUGACAUAACUUGAUUCACUCUAUUGAUGCCACAAAAACAAUUGGUUCAUGUAUCUCCCAACAAUUUAUGUAUUUCUGUUGUGUAAAAGAUGAAUAUCCUUAUGUGGAAUAUAUUGAUUAAAUUGUUGAAAUUUUGUUUU